AGCUCCCUGUACAACGAGAUGCACAGUUCGGAAGGGGCCAAGCGCCAGCAGCAGCGGUUCUGCGGACCAUCGGUCGCGCUUACAUUCAAUUUCGCCGUCGCUGUCGGGAUCAUCGUGGCGAACAAAAUGGUGAUGGGGAGUGUUGGAUUCAAGUUCCCGAUUGCGCUGUCACUGAUUCACUACGCAGUUGCGUUUGUUCUGAUGGCGAUCCUCAAGGCGCUGUCACUGCUACCGGUUGCCCCUCCUUCGAAAUCCACACCUUUCUCCUCUCUGUUUGCUCUGGGUGCUGUGAUGUCUCUCUCCACGGGGCUUGCUAAUGUGAGCUUGAAACAUAAUAGUGUAGGUUUCUACCAAAUGGCUAAGAUUGCUGUGACUCCCACAAUUGUUGCGGCAGAGUUUAUGCUUUUCCAGAAGAAGGUUUCCUUUCAGAAGGUUAUCACACUGGCAACUGUGUCAUUUGGAGUGGCUGUGGCCACUGUUACAGAUCUAGAGUUCAACUUCUUUGGUGCCUGUGUAGCAUUGGCCUGGAUUGUCCCUAGUGCAGUAAACAAAAUCCUGUGGUCAAAUUUGCAACAGACUGGAAACUGGACUGCUCUUGCGCUAAUGUGGAAGACAACCCCUGUUACCAUAUUUUUCUUGCUGGCAUUGAUGCCUCUGCUGGAUCCACCGGGCUUGCUGUUGUUCAAUUGGAAUUUCAGAAAUAGCUGUGCUAUUAUCAUUUCUGCUCUGUUUGGUUUCCUUCUUCAAUGGUCUGGCGCCUUGGCACUCGGCGCGACCUCGGCCCUGUCACACGUCGUGCUUGGCCAAUUCAAGACCAUCGUCAUAAUGCUCUCCGGCUACCUCAUCUUCAGCUCAGAUCCUGGGAUCACCAGCAUCUGCGGCGCCGUCGUGGCCCUCGGCGGCAUGUCCUUCUACACCUACCUGGGCUUGAAGGAGUCCGUGGCUCCCACCGGCAAGAAGCCGCCGUCGAGAUCGAACUCGUUUCUCGGCAAGCCUGGAGUUGUUGGAGACGGGGGUAGCUCGGACUACGAGGACUCCGUGUGAGAUGAGAAGGUGGCCAUGCGUCCCGAUUCGCUUCAUGAUGGUCGACAGAGAUGGAUCGGAGCCGGUGCCCGGUGGAUGCUUGUGUAACUGAGUGGUAGGUUGUGUUGUUGUGAGCUAGUUUCGCUUUGGGUAAUUUUGGUCGGUAAUGCAAACUCGUG
Messenger RNA from Lolium rigidum, 1202 nucleotides. RefSeq lists its product as uncharacterized. Gene Ontology annotation, cellular component: Golgi apparatus. The record is from RefSeq and is a predicted model, not a curated record. Gene Ontology annotation, molecular function: UDP-xylose transmembrane transporter activity; antiporter activity. The transcript is spliced from 6 exons. The coding region runs from base 19 to 1044 and encodes 341 amino acids. NCBI's taxonomy places the organism in Eukaryota, Viridiplantae, Streptophyta, Magnoliopsida, Poales, Poaceae.